Messenger RNA from Hipposideros armiger (great roundleaf bat), 2366 nucleotides. It is a transcript of the gene TSPAN8, whose product is annotated as tetraspanin 8. Gene Ontology annotation, cellular component: plasma membrane. The coding region runs from base 329 to 1045 and encodes 238 amino acids. The record is from RefSeq and is a predicted model, not a curated record. NCBI's taxonomy places the organism in Eukaryota, Metazoa, Chordata, Mammalia, Chiroptera, Hipposideridae. The transcript is spliced from 8 exons.
ACUUGAUAUCUGUUUACUUUAGAGGAGGCAGUUUGUGCGAAAGGAUCAUAAAUAUCCUGGCCUCCUGCCCCAGCAGCCAUGACAAGCAAAAGAACACACUCAUUUAGAGAUAGCCCUUAUGAUAUUUAAAUGGGUGGGUUAAUUUUUUAUCCACUUUAAUAACUAGAUUAUUCCCCCACAGACACACUUCCUUGCUUUCUAUUUCUGCUCUAAAGCCGUGGGCACAGAAAUCUCUGCCGGCAAAUUGCUUCAGAGCGCAUUCAUCGCAGGACAAUCCUAUAAGGAACAGUUAAGUUCACGGCAUCUGGAUUCCGGGUCCUUUUCCGACAUGGCAGGUGUGAGUGGCUGUAUAAAGUAUUCUAUGUUUAUCUUCAACUUCUUGUUCUGGUUAUGUGGUAUCUUGAUCCUGGCAGUAGCAAUUUGGAUACGAGUAAGCAAAGAUGAUCAACAGAUUUUCACCAAUGGGGACUCUGGUGCUAACCCCUAUGUUGCUGUGAAUAUCUUGAUUGCUGUGGGUGCUACCAUCAUGAUUCUGGGUUUCCUGGGGUGCUGUGGUGCCGUGAAAGAGAGCCGCUGCAUGCUUCUUUUGUUUUUCAUAGGCUUGCUUUUGAUCCUGAUCGUGCAGGUUGUGGCAGGCAUCCUAGGAGCGUCUUUCAAAUCCGAGUUUGAACAGAUUCUGAAUGGCACUCUCCAUGAAAACGUAAAGCUUUUGAGCUCAACCGAUGAAAAUGCAAAAGCAUUCCAGGAGGCCCUGUCUGAAUUUCAAGAAGAGUUUAAAUGCUGUGGUUUGGUCGAUGGAGCUGCUGACUGGGGUGGUAAUUUUCAACAGUAUUCCAAGUCAUGUGAAUGUUCAGAUGUGCCAGUUUCUUCUUGCACAGUUUAUGGAGACAAGACUGUUUACAAACAGCCAUGCAUUUCUCUGAUAAAAGACUUAGCUAAAAAACACAUUGUCAUAAUAAUUGGAAUAGCAUUUGGACUGGCAGUUAUCGAGAUCCUUGGUCUGGUAUUUUCUAUGGUCCUAUACUGCCAGAUUGGGAACAAAUGAAUCUGUGGAUGUGUCGAGCUCUCAUCAGUCAAACUCCUUUAAAAUUUUGCUGUGGCCUUGUAACUUUAAAUAUAUGAGUGCUGUAUAUGUUAGAAACAGCUGUCCUAUUAAAAUUUCUCAUUUAGCUAGACCGCGGAUAUAUUCUAGACAUAUUGAACAUAUUUAGGAUUUCAGUAAUACUAGGAAAAUGAGAUGACUGUUCAUUUUUACUCAAAAUAAAAGUAACGUUCUUUACAUUGGCACUUUUUUGUGUGGGUCUGAUCGCGUUGUGUUCAGGUGGUACUAUGAUUAAAAUAUUCACCUGGAGCCAUGCAGUGGAAUAAUCUUUAUCUCAGAGUGACAGGGCCAUGGUAAGUUAAGGCAGUGCAUCUAGGCUUUUCAGAAGCAACACUCUUUUUUGUGUAGUGUGUUGACCAUUCGUGAUAAGAUUGAACUAAGUCUCCAGUUGAAAGGUUGAGAAAGUGGCCCAGUUAACAGAGUCGCCAUCUCUUUUUUUUAAUUUAUGCCUGUGUCUACUAAUGGUGUAUCUCUUUUCUCUCCAUCUAUUUAUGGGGACCAGAAGAUUGAGUGCUGUCUUCCUCACCAUUGAAUUUCUGGUUCCUCUCUAGACCUUCCUCUGGGACAUAGUUGUAACUGCUUUUAUCUUUCUACUUCUCACAGAUAUUUUCACAUUUUAUUUUUUACUGAGGUAUAAUACACAGUACAGUGAACAAAUCUUCAGUAUACACCUAUGUAAGCACUAUCCCAAUCAAGAUACAUGAUAUUUCCGGCACACCAGAAUGCCCCUACAUGCCACCUCCCAGGGGUGUGCUAGAGCUGGCUCAUUCCGAUUUGCCAGAUCAGACUGUAUGCAUACACACCUCUUCCCAACUCUGCUCAGUGGCAUCACAUUGGUAGCUUGAAAUCCACCAUGGGAGAAGUAUUUACACCAUGGAAAUUGGCAUAUGAUAUAAAAUCAGGGAUUUUGUUUUUUUGAGAGCUGGUUGUAAACAUUUCCCAGUAUGCCACCAACCUUCUCAGCAAAUUCCUUCCCAAAGGUAAUCACUCCUCUGAAUUCCAUGACGGCAGAUUCAUUUUGCCUAUUCUUGAACUUUCUGUAAAUGGAACAAUAAAAUAUGCACUCUGGCUUCUUUUUUCCUCAACAUUUUGUUUGUGAGAUUCAUCUAUAUUGCUGCAUGCAACUGUAGUCUAUUCUCAUUGCUAUGUAGUAUUCCACUGUAUAUGAAUAAAUCUCACAAUGUAUUCAUCCAUCCUCCUGUUGAUGGACAGUGGGUUUCCUUCCAAUUUGGUAUUAUUAUGAAUAAAGCUGCUAUAAACGUUC